Penicillium vulpinum is the source of this 2133-nucleotide messenger RNA. RefSeq lists its product as uncharacterized. Lineage: Eukaryota; Fungi; Ascomycota; Eurotiomycetes; Eurotiales; Aspergillaceae. Gene Ontology annotation, biological process: transmembrane transport. Bases 1 to 2133 code for a protein of 710 amino acids. The transcript is spliced from 5 exons. Gene Ontology annotation, molecular function: transmembrane transporter activity. The record is from RefSeq and is a predicted model, not a curated record.
AUGAACAAUCAGGAUCUUCAUCGACAAGUGCGACAGCAGGACGAAGAGGUCAAUGAAGAAACCCCUUUGCUGCAUGCUGCUCCUAGCACCGAGCCAUAUUCUGUGUUCACAGUAAAUCAGAAACGCCUCAUUAUUCUGACAGCGGCGCUUGCUUCAAGCUUUUCGCCUCUAUCUGCAAAUAUCUACUACCCAGCAUUGAAUUCCAUCGCAAAGGAUCUACGAGUAAGCCUAUCUCAAAUUAAUCUCACGAUCACGACAUACAUGAUAUGCCAGGGCCUCGCUCCGAUGAUGACAGUGUCAUUGGCAGACCAAGCUGGUCGUAGACCUGCGUACAUUCUUUGUUUUGUUAUAUACACAUUUGGAAAUAUCGCUCUCGCUCUACAGCACAGCUUUCCAGCACUUUUAGCUCUCCGUGCCGUUCAAAGCUGUGGCAGUAGUGGGACAGUGGCUCUUGCGUCUGCAGUUGCAGCCGACAUUAUCACAUCUGCAGAGCGAGGUAUGUACAUAGGGUUUACCUCUCUGGGAAACAUUCUGGCUCCAUCUAUCGGGCCUAUUCUUGGGGGUGUUUUGAGUAAGUACCUGGGAUGGCAAGCAAUAUUCUGGUUCCUCGCAACUGCAGCAGGUGCCUUCUUUUUGCCUUUGCUGCUCUUUUUCCCCGAAACCUGCCGUGGCAUUGUCGGGAAUGGCUCGACUCCUGCAGUCGGAUGGAAUCGAGCCAUUUGGAGUUACUUACAGACCACCAGCGUGGUGAGCCCGACCCCACCUUCAUCAAUUGUGCCGAGGAAGCGUGUGAAUUUCCCCAACCCAUGCUCAACCUUAAGUCUGUUUUCUCACCGACCUGUGGGACUGGUGCUUUUGGCAAAUGGAGUUGUGUUCAGCAGCUACUACGCCGUCACAGCUGGAAUCCCUGCGCUUUUCCACAAAAUAUAUGAUCUAGAUGACCUGGGUAUUGGACUAUGCUUCAUUCCUGCAGGUCUGGGAUCAUUACUCAGUGCAACUACCAACGGAGUUUUAGUUGACUGGAACUACCGACGGACCCGAAUUAGCGCCGGUCAGACGGUACACAAGAACCAGAAGCAGGACAUCAUUGGAUUCCCCAUCGAACAAGCGAGGUUGCAGAUUGGACUGCCAAUGACAAUACUUGCAGCUGUCUCAAUCGUCAUUUAUGGGGUACUCAUACCCUUGGAGCCACCACUCCUGGUUGCGCUGGCGGUGGUGUUUGUAAUUUGUUUUUGUAUUACGGCGGCAUACAACGUGAUGAAUAUUCUAAUCGUCGACUUGUACUAUGAGACACCUGCUACCGCAAUGGCUGCUAAUAACCUUGUGCGGUGUUUCCUAGGUGCUGGUGCUGCGGCCAUGGUCAACCCUCUGAUCAGACGGAUUGGUGUGCAAUGCACAUAUUGUUUUGUAUCGGGGGCAGUGGCUCUAGUAACUCCAAUUCUAAGUGUUGUUUAUCUUCAUGGUUGGGAGUGGCGAAAGAAACAAGCUGAGACUGCUGCACAACUGCGAACUACCUUCCCUUGGAACCCUGGCUAUCAACUGCAAGUACGGUAUGCUGGGGGUCAGUGGAUUAAUCCUGGCAUGGAAUUGGAUAUUCCAGAGACAAGCGUGAUCCCAGAGCUCAGUAGCAUGAACCUCCGAUGCAACCAGAAAUACAUCACUGUUUUUAUUGAUCUUGACGCCAUAUUACCAGGAACCCGUAUCCAAUCAGUCAUUUUACACUGGUACCAACCAAAUCUCAUGAUAGAUUGCACAAAGCCGAAAACUCCUUCCAUACUCGUUCCUGGCGAUGACCACGGGGACAAUCAUCACUCUGCAGCAUCGUACAUAGCUCCUCGUGCACCACCAAAUACUCACCACCGUUACGUCUAUCUCCUUUUUGCACAGCCCCCAGGCUAUAAAUUUCCUGAAUGUUUCUCACAUGUGUUCCCUGAGACUGUUAGCGCCCGCGCAGGGUUCGACGUCAGAGGGUUUAUACAAGCGGCGGGGUUGAACCCUCCAAUUGCCAUGAACUAUUUCAUUGGCAGACAUGAACCAACCGAGGGCGAGACAACUACCAUGCCUCAUGGUGCGACAACGACCUCGUUCCGUUCCGUGGAUUGUCCCACGACCUCGGCUGGCUUGGUGGCGUGA